AUGGAAAUGCACUUGGUGUCCAUUCGACAGCUUCACACUCUCACCCUACAGUAUCGGCUGAUUCCCAGGAGCAGGGAAACGAUACAGGACCAGGAGGUGCUCUGGCCCACUGCAAAGCCCUGGUACAUCGUUCCGUACAGGAAUCGUCUGCUUGUUGUUGUUGUUGUGCGCUUGCACGUCGUCGUCGUCACGCCAGCAGCCGCCGGCCGAGUCCACGAUGUACUCCCUGGCCACGCCUCCGGGAGGCGGCUCGCUCCGCCCACACCGCCGACGGUUGUUGUCGUGCGCUCGCGGCGCUCCGAUUUUCAUCAUCACCGUGCUGCUGCCGACUACUGCUUCUGCUGUCGUCGUCCAUGUAUAGAAGACACUGACGACGUCAUGAUCGACUGCGGUUCGGUGUUUCGCGAUCGAAAAAAGUCGUGUGGCGAAUUCAAUCUGAUUGCUCGAACGAUGCAAAUUUCCACUAGCCAACGUAAGAGUCUUUGGUUGUUGGAUGAGAAAUGUAAACAGUCGGUAAAUGUCUCCCUAAAUGACAACAACUCGUCCAAUUUUGUUUUCUGUUCAGAUUCGGACGAGUUUCGCCGACGUUCAGGAUCAUCGCGUAGCGACGGCAAACGAUGGGGACGUAAGGAUACCGGAGGUGGAGAGUUAAGAUGUUGCAUACAACCGGAUAUACUGCGCAGUAACGUCGACAAACAUUGGUUUUUCGAAGAUGAGCAGGUUCGAAUAAACGGUUCGGUGUUCGCUCGGCGUGAAAACUUCGACAAUCUGCUCUCAAUCAUUCCCAUGUCGAAAUUCAAUGGCAUCCAUAUCAAGAUGGAAGACGACUGUCCACAAGGUGGUGACGAUGUUCGCCUGUGUCUGUUGAAAACAUUAGGAGCGCAUAAUCAACGUGUGGUACCGUGUGUUGGAUGCCAUCGUGAUAUGAUUGUUUACGAUCGAUAUCCGCUUGUUGACGGGGUCUUCUUUUUGUCACCUGUUUGUCAUUUCGGACCGCCUACAGAGGUCUGUUGUUAUUAUCGCUCAUUCGCAGAUAACUUCUAUAUUUACCUUGUAAACACGGCCUAA
Molecule: messenger RNA, 1068 nt
Organism: Haemonchus placei
Lineage: Eukaryota; Metazoa; Nematoda; Chromadorea; Rhabditida; Trichostrongylidae
Source: the annotation of a GenBank genome assembly